UUGUCUCCAGACCUCCUCCGCGUUGCUUUCCAGGUCGCCAUCUUGGAAAGCGGCCCCGAAACCCUGGGAACGAUUCGUCUCUGUAAUGUCUUUAUAAAGUCGCCUAUUGCAAAUUUGUGCCACGUUUGAUUAAUUUAUAAUCAGAGGUACUUCAAAUCUGUUGUUUUGUUGUUUUAUGAUCUUCUUGGCACACCACACGGUAUACAUUGCAUUUGAUCGGAAGCAAAAGGAAAAAAAAACUUAAAUAACCGAUAAGGCAGGCGUGCAAGUUUGUCGAUACCUCUUAUUGAUGCUAAACUGUCAGCCAAUAAGUGAACAAGAACUGUCACGGUGAUUGCAAAGCUAACUGGAGGAUAACAACACUGGUGUAACAGAAAAUGUGACUGCCUUUACUCCGAAAAUUUAACUUAACACAAUCCAUGGACUGUAAAAUUAUCGCCAAGGCUCGACAUUUGUUUUUAUCGGAAAACCGUGGAGUUUAUUUUAAAAAUUGGAAAUUAGAAUGCAUCAACAAACGGAAACAGUGAAACGAUUUCACAGCAAACCACAAUGGCAACAAAUCCUCGCUGUCUGUACCUUUCUAGGCUUCACUCUAGCCGUAUGGUACAAUUUAUGGAAUAAAGGAUCACGGACUUCCCUGGAGGGACCCGUUUCAUCUUCUCUGGUUCAUGAACAGAGAGGGGAAGGAGUGUACAUGACGCUGAAACUGAAAUGCUUCUUCUGUGAUUCUGAAGACUUUGGUCCAGCGUGGGAAACUCUUACCCAGGACCACGCCUGUCAAGACAGCAUCUUUUCAACUUGCUAUAUGAACCAGACUCUCCCGGGCAGGCAGACGACAGAAGUCAUUGAUCUUAUUAGAAGUUGCAAGCAGAACUGCGUGUGUUCUGAUGAUGAAGGAUGGUGCUUGACUGCGGAGUGUGGGCGUCAGCUGAGGUGCUGCUGGGGACAAGCGUAUUGUGAAGAAGAAUAGAACUGAACAAGAUUAGAUUGUUAAAAUUUAUCUUCCCUUUCUUCUACAACGUAACGAAUCGUGAUUUGACUUAUGCGAGAAUUGAUCAGGAUUCACUCAGUAGAACAUAAAUCACGUACAGCAACACCUAAAGAACUUUUGCACUCUGUGUUUGUCAUGACUUAUUUGUGUACAAAGGAUCUUAGAAUCUCGGUUCGUAAAAAGACCAUCGAAAACUUUUUCGCUUACGUGCAAAGAGACUGUGUUUUGAAGUGGAUGAACGUAGAUGAAGUACGAUUCUGCUUCAUAAAAAUAUGAAAAACAAAACAAACAAAAAAACCCACACACAUUAGCAAAGCGCUACAGACUGAGAAUUGACCUCCCAUACUGCAAAUAAUUAAAGACAAACGACCUCAAAGUUUAAUGCUCUCGGCUGUAAAUUAAAGAUUAGUUUUCAGAUACACUGUUUUUCUGCGUCAGGAAAAGGGUGCGAACAAGUGAAACUUGGUUAAUUACCAAAUUGAGGUUACCAUGGGAACAUUACCAAACCGCACGCCGAACUGAAUUUAGAAAGGAGGGCAGACGCUUUGAGUGUUGAUCGGCCUAGGCUUUUUGAAAGGUUAAAAUUUGUUCAGGCCAAGAACCAACGCCUGAAACGUCAUCCUCCAAAUUCACUACUUGUGGUGAAGGCGAAGACCAUGCACGACGGUAAAAGAAGAGAUUGUGUGGCAUUGGGAACCGCCCCUCCUUUCUCAGUCCGUCACGCGUGGUGCACACGCGCACACGCGUAGCCUUCGUUUGGCUGGAUACAAACAGUAAGCGAGUUAUGUGUUUAGUUAGUGGAAGCAAGGCUGAUUACUACACAACGACAUGAUAGGGUCCAAACUGGAAGCCAAGAAUUGCAACCGUGGA
Molecule: messenger RNA, 1861 nt
Organism: Orbicella faveolata
Lineage: Eukaryota; Metazoa; Cnidaria; Anthozoa; Scleractinia; Merulinidae
Source: RefSeq, a predicted model, not a curated record